This is a messenger RNA of Scophthalmus maximus (turbot), 2029 nucleotides long. RefSeq names its product solute carrier family 2 member 11b (gene slc2a11b). Gene Ontology annotation, molecular function: hexose transmembrane transporter activity. The transcript is spliced from 12 exons. Gene Ontology annotation, cellular component: membrane. The coding region runs from base 426 to 1958 and encodes 510 amino acids. Gene Ontology annotation, biological process: monosaccharide transmembrane transport. NCBI's taxonomy places the organism in Eukaryota, Metazoa, Chordata, Actinopteri, Pleuronectiformes, Scophthalmidae. The record is from RefSeq and is a predicted model, not a curated record.
CCUCGCUCUGUCGGAGAAAAAAAAAGAAAGCCAGUUUCCUUGAAUUUUUUCAAAGAAUUGGAUUAUAUGCUUCAACUCAAAGCCAAAAGAAGAAUGCUCUGCCUCUGCUGUAAAUCCAGAAAAAGGGGGUCCUGAGGCUUGUUAUUUCCACCUCCACUUGUAAAUGACAGUGUAAGAUUUGAACUGCCCCUGGUAAGAAAAAAAAGCUAAUUUCCGUGAAAUCUUUACAAACAUGGAAUGGCCUGUAGCCCUGCAGCCGAUUCUCCAUACCUCGUGUUCACUUACUGACAAGAGAUCAGCUGUAUUCAUUCAAAGGACGAACUCGUCCUCCCGUCAGCUUGAAGUUUCCUGUUGACAGAGGUAGGAUAUAAAACGGCAGACGAUUUGUUUGAAGAGUAAUAGCAGAGAAAAACAUCAGCGACCAAAUGCCGAAAGAAUAUCUGGAUGAAUAUCAACCUCUGCUUAUCAAAGAAACCAAAGAUAGAAAGCGACCAAAGCUUCCAAACAAGUCACUUCUGCUGGCUGCCAGUGCUGCUUGCAUAGGGGGAACCUUUCAGUAUGGAUAUAAUAUAUCUGUCAUCAACGCACCCACAGUGUAUGUGCAAAAUUUCAUCAACGCAACCUGGAGGGAGCGUUACCAAGUUGACAUAUCACAGGAUGUUCUCACCUUGCUUUGGUCCACUAUUGUGUCCAUAUUCACCCUCGGAGGUCUCAUAGGCGCGUUGAUUGGUGGGUCAUUGUCUGUGAAGCUGGGGAGGAAAGGGACACUGUUGGUCAAUAACACAUUUGCAUUAGCAGCUGCUCUGAUGAUGGGUCUGAGUCACUCUACGGGAUUAUUUGAACUCCUCAUAAUUGGACGUCUGCUCAUUGGAAUAAAUGCAGGCAUUGGCAUUUGUGUUCAACCUCUGUAUUUGGGUGAAAUAGCUCCGACAGCAUUUCGUGGCGCCAUGGGAGUGGGAACCUCGAUAUUCAUCACUGCCGGGAUUUUGGCUGGACAAGUGAUUGGCCUCAAAGAGCUCCUGGGCAGAGAGGAGUACUGGCCCAUCCUGCUCUCCACCACAUGUAUUCCAGCCAUUCUGCAGCUCCUGAUCCUGCCGAGGUUCCCAGAGAGCCCGCGCUACCUUCUCCUUGACAAAGGGGACAGUGAGGGCUGCAGGAAAGCUCUGAAGCAACUGCAUGGUAGCGUGGACUGUGAUGCUGAACAGGAGGAAAUCGAUAAGGAGAAGAGUGAUUCAGCAGGUUUAGAGGUCAAGAACCCUUGGGAACUCUUUGCUGAUCGCAGUCAGCGCUGGCAGCUUCUCACCGUCAUACUGCUCAAUGCUGUGCAACAGCUGAAUGGCAUCAAUGCUAUUUACUUCUACGCAGACUAUGUGUUCAGGCAAUCUGGUAUUCCUGAAGAUAGAAUACCGUAUGUGACUGUUGGAACAGGUGCCUGUGAAUGCGUCACUGCUUUAACAUGUGGUCUCCUCGUUGAAAGUCUCGGGAGGAAAGCGCUCAUCACAGGAGGAUACACACUGAUGAGUAUCUGCUGCAUUUUAAUCACGUUGACACUCAGUUUUCAGGAUGCCAGCCCAAUUGUUCCAUACUUGAGCAUGGUGUGUGUUUUUGCUUUCAUCCUGAGUUUUGGCUUAGGACCAGGUGGCGUAACUAACAUCUUGACCACUGAACUAUUCACACAAACCUCACGCCCUGCAGCUUACAUCAUUACAGGGGCGGUGAACUGGUGCAGCUUCUUCUUCAUUGGCAUGGUCUUUCCUUUUAUUGUGGUCGGGCUGGUGCAGUACUGUUUCCUGGUGUUCUUGGUCGUCUGCGCCUCAGUGGCAAUUUACAUUUGCGUGGUUGUUCCUGAAACCAAGAACAAAACCUUCCUUGAAAUCCAGAAUGAGUUCCAGUCAUCCAACAACAAAAAGGCCAGCAGUGAUGACACUGGAGCGAAACUGUUGUCAACUGCUCUAUGAAGUGUAACCCAUGACUCAGGGUGUAAACAAUUGAAGCUUUUCCAAUAAAGAUCAACUGGUGAAAAGAAAAA